This is a messenger RNA of Prunus dulcis (almond), 1849 nucleotides long. Its product is annotated as F-box protein At3g07870-like. Gene Ontology annotation, molecular function: protein binding. NCBI's taxonomy places the organism in Eukaryota, Viridiplantae, Streptophyta, Magnoliopsida, Rosales, Rosaceae. The transcript has 3 exons. Bases 181 to 1701 code for a protein of 506 amino acids. The record is from RefSeq and is a predicted model, not a curated record.
GAAGUGCACAAGACUACAUCGUCAGUCCAAGAGGUGACUGAGCCCACCAAAGGAAGAAAGAUACCAGCCCAAAAACACAAGCUCUCCUCUGCCCUUCGGCUUUGAUUCUGGAAUUCCCUAAAAAACACGACUUUCCCGGUCGUUUCCCUCCCAUUUCCUCCGCAAAUCAAAAACCCAUCUAUGAUGCCGAGAGAAAAGAAAGGGAAAAACCCUAUGACCUCAAAGAAGAGAGUAGCGCAAACACCACCCAUCAGCAGCAAACAGCAAGAACAAUGGCAACCCAAUGGUCCUUGCAAAAUUCUACAACUUCAGCGGGCUUUGGUCUUGGACAUUCUCUCAAGGCUCACCAUCAACACCCUCUUCAACUGCAGGUGCGUUUGCAAAGCCUGGCUUUCUCUAAUCUCUGACCCUCAAUUUGCCCAUCUCUGCAUUUCAAGAUCACCCAUUGGCAUAUUGAUCAAGACCUUUCCCCCUAAAAGCAUAACUAGGAGACUUGACUUUGCCCAGAUAGAGGAAUCUGCUGAUUCUCGCUGGCGGCUCGAGAAAAUGAGGUUUACCCCAAAAACUAGCCUACCCAUUUCUGAAUUUAAUCUAAUGAACUCGUGCAAUGGUUUAAUUUGUUUGUCUGGACCCGAAAGAGGUGGCCUUUUGUAUGUGUGCAAUCCAGUUUUGGGUGAGUUCAUCACCAUUGAACGCUCUGGUAAGGGUAGGCCAUCUUUCAAUUGUGUUGGACUUGGUUUUAGCGUCGGAACCGGUGAGUAUAAGGUGUUGCAAUCUUUUCUUCAGUCGAGUGAACCGGUCACAAGUUACAACUAUGAGGCAGAGAUAUACACCAUUGGUACAGGAUUUUGGAGAAGCAUUGGAAAGGCUUCUGGGAGCCUUGGUCCUCAGUUACCCUUCAAUGCUUAUCUUCAUGGAGCUCUUCAUUGGAUUUCCUGUUUUAGGGAUGUUCCUGAGCUUAUAAAUUCUUUCAACUUUGAAACAGAACAAUUUCAGGCACUGCCCCCACCUAGCUACUUUGGACCACUACAGAAGCAAUUUUCAGACUGUUUGAAGUUGGGAGUGUGGGAAGGUUGCCUCGUUUUGUGUGUGUUUGGGGAUGAUUCUAGCAAAUUUGUCAUGUGGGUUAUGAAGGAUUAUGGUGUCCAAGAGUCUUGGGCUAAAACUUUUGUUAUUGAAAACUUGUAUCCAAGAGAACUUAGCUGUGAUUUGUAUGAACCGAUGCUGUUUUUGAGCAAUGGGGAAAUCGUAAUGUCCUACAAUGAUUGGGUUGUUGUUUGCUAUAAUCAGAAAAGGAUGAGUUUCAGGGAAACUAGAAUUACUCGGACUCGAUCUGAGUUUCAUGCAAUUGGUUACAGCCCAUGCUUUGUUUCACUCUAUGAUAUUUCAAAGGCAGAGGAGGUGAAAAGGGUGCAAGGCUCUAAGAAUUGUGACAAGUUGUCUGCCGAAGGGAGUUUUGAUUAUGCUGGCUCUGGGAUGCCACACCACAAGUCCACAAAACUGAACUCAGGCUAUGCCUGGCCUGCCUUUGAAGGAGGUCUUCUUAACUCCAUGAAUUCCUCUGCGACGACAAUCUCCUUUCAACCGGAUUUUACCGCAAUGGGGUUCCCAUGUGCUCGAUGCGGUGAGCACUUGGGCUAUGUUUUCAGAGGUAAGGGGUUCCCAUUGUGUCAACGAUGCUCCAACGCAGGUUCCUCCUGAUAAUUCUUCAGGAUAGCUCCGCUUCCAUAGACCAAAAUGCAAGAUGUAACUUUUUUUGGGUUAAAACCUUUUGUGAAUGUCGACGUGCCUAGUUAUAUACUUAUAAGUUUUUUUUUAAUUUAAUUUAAUUUAAUUUAAUUUUGUUGGC